CGUUUUGGUUUUGGCGUGCCUCUUCCUAUUGAGUCCGAGUCCAAGUCUCAGUCCCACUCCCACUCUCAGUGCCCAGUGCCAGUAAGAGUCUUGAACCCCCGUCGCCGACUUUGUUCUUCCUUGUGAACGACAACCCAUCACAACAUUCAGUAAAUAAUAUCUUCCUCACCCUCCACGCGAUCUCUUCGUUUACUUUGACGAUCCGAUCCCGACUGUAACCUUACACACCCCCAACCUUUUUCUUCACCCACCACAACAUCAAACAAGAUGGCUACUGAGCGCGAAAGCAAGACUUUCCUCGCCCGUCUCUGCGAGCAGGCUGAGCGUUACGAUGAGAUGGUCACCUACAUGAAGGAGGUCGCCCACCUUGACGGCGAGCUCUCCGUGGACGAGCGCAACCUCCUCUCCGUCGCCUACAAGAACGUCGUCGGUACACGACGUGCUUCUUGGCGCAUCAUCUCCUCCAUUGAGCAAAAGGAGGAGUCCAAGGGUUCCGACAAGCACGUCUCUACCAUCCGCGAGUACCGCCAGAAGAUCGAGCUCGAGCUCGAGAAGGUUUGCCAGGAUGUUCUUGACGUCUUGGACGAGAGCUUGAUCCCCAAGGCUAUCACUGGCGAGUCCAAGGUCUUCUACCACAAGAUGAAGGGUGACUACCACCGAUACCUGGCCGAGUUCGCUUCCGGCGAGAAGCGUAAGGUUGCUGCUACUGCCGCACACGAGGCCUACAAGAGCGCAACCGACGUUGCCCAGACUGAGUUGACCCCCACUCACCCCAUCCGUCUCGGUCUUGCCUUGAACUUCUCCGUCUUCUACUACGAGAUCCUCAACUCGCCCGACCGUGCUUGCCACUUGGCCAAGCAGGCGUUCGAUGAUGCUAUCGCUGAGCUCGACUCCCUGUCCGAGGAGUCGUACCGUGACAGCACUCUGAUCAUGCAGCUUCUCCGUGACAACUUGACCCUCUGGACCUCGUCCGAUAACGCCGAGGGCGAGGCCGCCGCCGCCGACGCUCCCAAGGAGGACAAGCCCGCCGCCGAGGAGGAGAAGAAGGCUGAGGAGGCCCCCGCCGCCGCCCCUGCUGAGUCCUAAGCGAUUCGCAAACCUCAAAAACGCCUCCUCCAACCGUCUCUGGCCCGUUGACACAUGUGUACGCGGAUUAUUUUGAGGGCGGACUCGCGUCGAUACCCGGGGGAAACGGUUUUGCAGCUUGUGGGAUCGGUCAUGGAUGGUACAUUGGAGUUGGCUUUGAUGAUAGGGCUGGAAGAUGCAGGCCAUGAUUCCCUGGUCGUUUCUUUCGAGGCAUGAGUCGGCAGAGGCUGCGCAUAGUUCGUCAGUCCUUCUGCUUGGCAAUAGCUCUCAGCACGACACAAGGUCUCGUGUUUUCCCUAAGCCUCUGGCUAGUCUGGCAGGCUCUCAUG
Messenger RNA from Truncatella angustata, 1415 nucleotides. Its product is annotated as 14-3-3 domain-containing protein. The record is from RefSeq and is a predicted model, not a curated record. Gene Ontology annotation, cellular component: cytoplasm. NCBI's taxonomy places the organism in Eukaryota, Fungi, Ascomycota, Sordariomycetes, Amphisphaeriales, Sporocadaceae. Bases 268 to 1086 code for a protein of 272 amino acids. Gene Ontology annotation, biological process: signal transduction. The transcript is spliced from 5 exons.